Messenger RNA from Striga hermonthica, 2211 nucleotides. The record is from the annotation of a GenBank genome assembly. Lineage: Eukaryota; Viridiplantae; Streptophyta; Magnoliopsida; Lamiales; Orobanchaceae.
AUGAGGCUCAAGGGAAAAUCUUCGAGUGGGAAGAAAACGUCGUCGGAGGGCCCGACGAGCAUCGAGUCCGAUGGCCGGCUGUUGAAUAUGGAGAGGGUCUCGUCGAUGGGCGAAUUGAGCUCGGCCAACUUCUCCAAUGGCAUCCUUCCCCACCUCGGCGAACAAAGUAAUUACAAGGUCAAGCUAAGUCCUUCCAUCGUCUCCCCUUUCGAUCCCCGCUACAGAGCUUGGCAAACAUUUUUGGUAAUACUUGUCUUCUACACGGCGUGGGUGUCCCCUUUCGAAUUCGGUUUCCUCAGAGGUCCCAAAGGACCUCUUCCCAUCACCGACAAUGUCGUUAAUGGGUUCUUCGCCAUCGACAUUGUCCUAACGUUCUUUGUCGCCUACCUCGAAAAGUCAACCUACCUCCUCAUUGACUCUCACAAGAUGAUUGCUUCGAGAUAUGCAAAACGAGGGCUUACCUUUGAUAUUAUCUCCACAAUACCUUAUGAGCUCGUCCACAGAAUCUUGCCUUCAAAUGUCGAAUCGUACGGCUACUUUAGCAUCCUUCGUCUAUGGCGUCUAAGACGAGUCAGCACCUUCUUUGCAAGAUUGGAGAAAGACAGGAACUAUAACUACACAUUCGUCCGAGUCACGAAAUUUACGUGCGUCACUCUUUUUUCAGUCCAUUGUGCUGCCUGCUUCUUUUACCUUCUUGCCGACAGGCACAAGGACCCAAAGGACACGUGGAUGGGGCUAACGAUGGACAAUCUCCAUCAAGAGCCUCUUUGGGACAAGUAUUUUAUGGCCAUGUAUUGGUCCAUCGUCACACUCGCAACCGUAGGAUAUGGCGAUCUUCAUCCCGUCAACACGGGGGAGAUGGUUUUCGACUUUUUCUACAUCCUUUUCGUUAUGGGGCUCACGGCCUAUAUUAUAGGCAACAUGACCAAUUUAAUCGUUCAAUCAACGUUCCGAACUAGGAAAUUCAGAGACACGAUUAAUGCUGCCUCGGGUUUUGCGAAAAGGAACCGGCUUCCACCUCACCUGCAAGAUCAGAUGAUAGCACACCUGAGCCUCAAGUACAGAACUGACUCGGAGGGUCUGCAACAGCAAGAAACUCUCGACGCCCUUCCGAAAGCUAUUCGUUCGAGCAUAUCGCAUUAUCUCUUCUAUUCCCUAGUGGAUAAGGUGUAUUUGUUUGAAGGGGUGUCGAAUGACCUGCUUUUUCAGCUGGUAUCAGAGAUGAGGCCUGAGUAUUUCCCUCUCAGAGAAGAUAUAAUUUUAGAGAAUGAAGCACCUACUGAUUUGUACAUUCUAGUUAAUGGGGCUGUGGUUAUAGGGGAGCUGAAGACAGGGCACGUCUGCGGUGAAAUAGGCGUGCUUUGCUACAGGCCGCAACUUUUCACUGUCCGUACAAAGCGGUUGAGCCAACUACUACGUUUGAACCGGACUUCACUCUUCAACAUUCUUCAGGCUAAUGUUGCAGAUGCUACCGUGAUCAUGAACAAUCUCCUCGAGCAUCUGAAAGAGUACAAAGACCCGAUGCUGCAAGAAAUCCUGUCCUUCACAGAGCACAUGCUAGCUCAUGGAAGGAUGGACAUGCCUCUCAGCUUAUGCUUUGCGGCCACUCGAGGUUAUGAUCUUUUGAUGCACCAUUUGUUAAGGAGAGGUUUGGAUCCGAACGAGCUCGAUAGCAAUGGACGCAAUGCCUUGCAUCUGGCGGCGGCUAAAGGAUCUUUAGAAUGUGUGCUUCUGCUUCUAGAUUAUGGAGCAGAUCCCAAUGGAAAAGACCUGGAAGGAAAUGUUCCGCUGUGGGAUGCUAUAUUGGGCAAACAUGAGGCUGUAAUAGAAGUGCUGGUGGACAAUGGGGCUACGCUGUCCUCAGGCGAUGUGGGACAGUUCGCAUGCUUUGCGACUGAGGAGAACAACAUAGAGCUUCUCAAGGAGAUUGUGAGGUUCGGCGGGAACAUAGCUCUGCCAAACUCUGCAGGGACCACAGCACUGCACAAGGCCGUAGCUGAGGAUAAGGUUGAGAUCGUUCGUUUUUUGAUGGAGAAUGGGGCUGAUGUGGACAAGCCAGACAGUGAUGGCCUCACCCCAAGUGCCCUGGCCCACAGUCACAGCAUGAAAGACCAUAUCAAGAGUGGGCCCAAGCCCCAGCCCCAGGGUGGUGGCACACCUGCCCUGCCGCCUCACUCAAACAAAAGAUCAGAAUCCACUCUUGAUGCCUGA